GAGAAAUAGAGGAGAAAGGGCUGGAUGGGAGAGAGAGACAGAGGGAGGGAUACAGACAACUAAUAAAGAAACGCACCGAGAGCAGCAGAGGUAGAGAACGGCUACAGCUAAGAUAAGGGUCUGGAUAUAAAUGCUCCAUCCACGGCUUGGGGAAUAAUAACUGCAGGAAGAGACAAGGAUAGAGGAUAUAGCGAGGAUAUAAAGAAAGGGGGACGCAGAGGGAAGAUGGAUGUACAAACGGAGAACAUGGAUCCUCCGCCUGGUGAAUCACAGUCAAGUGGAAAAAUCAGAAAAGGAUUCAAGUUGUUUGGCAAACGCAAGACAGGUAACAUCUUUUCUAUUCGAAGCAAAGGGAGUGGAAACAACAAGUCACCUGUUAUAAGGAGCAAAACCCUUGAAGAAUUAUCAGGGACUCCAGAUUCAGCGCAGGAAUGGGACAUGGAGAAGGGACAUGAGGUGAGUCAAGGAGAGACAGAACAGGCAGAGGAGGAGCCAGUGGGUGAAGAUGGCGUUCUGGCUGCUGCCCAUGCUCGCGCCUCCAUUUCUUCAGCCAGCUCGGCCAAGUCCCUUACCUUCCUGUCACUACUGAGGGGUGGUCGCAGAGGAGUGGGGGACCGCAGAGUUCACACUGUGUCCCAGCCCAUGAGCAGGCAACGACGUGGGCUGAAGGGUCUCUUUAGCAAUGUUAAGUUCCUAUCAAAAGAUAAAGAGGACAAGGGGGAAGCCCCUCCGAGCCCACUUCUCAUGUCAUCCCGUGCCAACAGUGUGGAGAUCAUCAAAGAGGACCUUACCCUCACACCCAAAUCUCACCCUCGCUCUCUGGAGAGCCCUGAGACAGAAAGCUGUGAGCCGGACAGGAGCUCAACAACUCAGGACAGUACAGCUACAACCCCGAUGGAAACCACAUCUCCAAAGGUGACAACAGGCAGCGUGAGUAGAACUAAUGAGCAUGUACCACCUUUGCCCACCUCAGAACCACCACUGAUACCCGGUGAAUCCAGCCUGAGCUCCUUGCUGGCAGACAUCUCCUCUCUCCUGACCUUUGACUCCAUCUCAGGAGGUGGAGAUAUCAUGGCUGAUGUGGAGGCAGAAUGGGGAAAAGCCAGCAGUGCUAUCAGUGCUGUGGUAACCCAAGUCACAGCAUCAUCUACAUCUCUUUUCUCCAAACCCACCAUCUCCUCUCCCCUGACUUCUACAGCUGUCUGCACUGCUGAAACAUCAAAACCUUCUCCUGUAGCCACCUCCACAACAACUUUGCCCCAAUCCUUGAAUCCUCUGACAAAGACAACUUCAACCUCUUGCUCCAUUUCCAAGCCAAGCACUAUCAUCACUACUUUGACCAAAUCCUCCACUUUGACUACCCACUCAGUCAGAAUGACGUCAGACUCCAGUCCAGCUCCUGAGCCUUUUAUCAGCAUUAAAAUAAAAUCAACUCCUGACCCCACUGGAAUGAAACCUUCAAUGACUCCUGUAACAUUAACAAGCUUUUCAGCACCUAUAAUGUCUCCUCCCUUGACAACAAUUAAAUCCACAGUAACCCCCAGCUUUACAACUACCACAGCUCCUCCAAACACCCCGGCCACUAUAGUCAAAGCUCCCUCAGUUAGUCCAAAUCUUACCUCUACAGCUAGCAAACUGGCUUCAGAGAUUUCUGCACUUCCUCAAACUAUUUCUGCUGAAAGUAAACCUGGUGCAGUAGCUUCUUCACCUCCACCAUCAGUGAAAACUCCAUCAGUAACCCAUAGUCCCCCCAUCCCUGUUGCCAUUACUCAGCCUUCACCUGCUAAAUUUGAUUCAGCCACCAGUUUGAACGGGCAAACGUCCAUUUCCUGCAAAUCCUUUCUGAGCUCGGCUACAGGAGAACCUAAAGUCCCUGUGACUGUAUCACCACCCUGUACAGUGACAAAACUGUCUCCUGCACCCGUUAUUCCCUCCACAUCAACUACAACUUCAGGCUUAAUUUCAGCAGUGGUUAGCCAGGCUGUACUAACCACUGCUCCAAUGGACCUAAAUAGAGCCCCUCCCUCACUUGUAACUGUUCCAGAUAUUUGUCUUCCUGCUUCCCUGACUGGCACAACUAAAACACAACCCACCCCAGCAUCGGUCCCAUCUCCAUCUUUAACUUCUUUAGAUAUGUUUCCUCCCACACCUAAACCCACUGCACCACUCUCUUCAGAUAAGAUUCCCCCAACUCCCAGACCAAGUCCAGUCCCUGUUGUUUCUAUGGCAUCCCCAACACUUACUGCUGUGGGUCAGACCCUAGUCUCUCAAUCUAAAGCCCCUCCUGCUCAAACGCUAAUUUCUGUAUCUACAAAUCUGCCGGCUCCAGUUCAAAUGCAAAUUUCUCAAUCUAAAGUCCCUACUAUUGCUGACGAGACCCCAGAUUUGGUAUCUAAAGCCCCUGAUGCCCCUUAUCAGAUGCCUGUUUCUGUAUCUAAAGCUCCUCUUGCUCCCGCUCACAUCCCAGUUCCUGUAUCUAAAACCCCUCCUGCUUUUGCUCAUAUUCCAGUUUCUGUAUCUAAACCUUCUGCUCCUGCUCACAUUCCAGUUUCUGCAUCUACAGACCCUCCUGCCUCUGAUCAUAUUCCUACUUAUGUUUCUAAAGACGUCCCUGCACCUAAAACUGGCCCUUGCCCCGUCACCUCUCAUUCUUCUGUACCUGCACCUUGCCUAAGUGAUACUCCAGCCACUGCCAAGAUGAAGGGAAGUGGACUGACAACAGUGGACUGGCAACAAGCUAAUCCAAAUAACACAAGUGGGCAAGCAGUCCAAGCAGAGCCAUCCAAAACAGAACUACCAGAGUCACAAACGAGCCUCCAGGGACAUUCCAGAGAAAAGAGGACACCACAAGUAAAGGCAUCAGGACUUAGCAAAAUACCUGUAGUAGGAGGAAGCAGAGUGGGCAAGCUACCUGUGCGGGACAGCCAGCACACUGAUGAUGAGGUGAUAAGCAGGGACCCACCUACUCCUGUAGAAGAGAGAGCCCAUUUCAACUCACAUGAUGUUGGGAGCAAAGAUAAAAUCUGUGCUGUUGAGGCAAAUGCACCCACCUCAAAACACACCCAGGAGGAAAGUCAGCAGCUUCAACAGCCGAGAGUCCUUUCCAGUUUACCGCGUGACUCAAAGAUCCCUGUGAAGCAUGGCGCACAGUCUCAUCCUGCCUCCCAAAUCCCUCAGAUUAAAGAACCCCCUCGCACCAAGAUACCCGUCUCCAAGGUUCCUGUCCGCAGGGUUGGUAAACCUCCAGCUACAGGUGGCAGCAUUCACAUAAGAAAAUAAAAUAAUGGACUGAAUUAGUUAUGAAUACAGAUAAAGGCUCUGACUGCAACGUCUUCUUCCAAUUUCAUUGUUUUUAAAUUCAAAUUUUUUGACUUGUGUCAUCUCUUGGCUUCACUAAACCAUAAGCAACAAUAACAGAGUCAAGGAGGCUGACAGCACUCAAGCACAAAACAUCUCCACAGGGAGUCAAGGUAACUGGCUUGGCCCUUUGGUGCUGAGCCAACUGGACAUGUACUCAGGAAAGGUUGAGGGUCACACUUGAACACACAGCUGCAUCAGUGACUGAGGAUAAGCGAGGAAAAAAAAAUGGUCGCCUGGGAAAACAGUCACAUAUACACAACAUGGGCUAGUGCCUUUCUAAGGGUGCUUUUCCUACCAGCUGUCAAAAUGUAUUCAGUCUUUUCUACAGUACUUUUAACUUUUGUUACUCCCACUUUUUGUAAGAACUCUUUUUGUCUUUCUUUCCAGCAAGUCUCUUUGAUAACAACCGGUCCCUUUACUUUUUAUUUAUGCCAGGAGACGAUCCGCAGGAGCUCUAUAAAUAAAUGCCACGACCAAAUUUACAUACCACACCUAUCUCUGGAUGUAUGUAGCAGAAAACGUGCCAAUAAGUUUGCACAAGAUGUUGAACUGUACAGCGCCUGAGUUUCCACCUGCUCAUAUGUAACAAUAUCAGAUCUCACUGUGAACUAUGGGAGGGUCUGUGUAUUUUGAAGGCGGAUGGAAAUAACAACAUGGACAGUGGACAGUGAACAGUGGACAACAGCCAUUAUGAAUGGCAUUGUGGACUUUUGAGCGGGACAGAGAGGAUGGUGAGAUGAGAUCUCCAGCUUGUACACCGGCACAUCUUUAUCCAUAUCCCAGUUAUAACUCAGAUGAUAACAUUAUCUUUGUGUAGAGAUUUGUCUAUGUUUUUCUGUUUCGUAUUUAAUCAAUAAAACAAUAUGACUACUUAGCAAAA
This is a messenger RNA of Mugil cephalus (flathead mullet), 4240 nucleotides long. Its product is annotated as APC membrane recruitment protein 2. Gene Ontology annotation, biological process: regulation of canonical Wnt signaling pathway. The record is from RefSeq and is a predicted model, not a curated record. NCBI's taxonomy places the organism in Eukaryota, Metazoa, Chordata, Actinopteri, Mugiliformes, Mugilidae. Gene Ontology annotation, molecular function: beta-catenin binding; phosphatidylinositol-4,5-bisphosphate binding. The transcript has a single exon. Gene Ontology annotation, cellular component: plasma membrane. The coding region runs from base 226 to 3279 and encodes 1017 amino acids.